Messenger RNA from Patiria miniata (bat star), 4707 nucleotides. Its product is annotated as sodium- and chloride-dependent glycine transporter 1-like. Lineage: Eukaryota; Metazoa; Echinodermata; Asteroidea; Valvatida; Asterinidae. The record is from RefSeq and is a predicted model, not a curated record. Gene Ontology annotation, cellular component: membrane. The transcript has 15 exons. The coding region runs from base 196 to 2208 and encodes 670 amino acids. Gene Ontology annotation, biological process: sodium ion transmembrane transport.
GGACGAAUGAGUUCAGGCUAUUGUGGUGAGGUAUACUGACUGAUUCAGACGUAGGAAAAUUACAGUAUACCUCACCGACUGCACACAGGUAUUCGUUAUUGGUUGCUAUAUAGCGACAGAACGACACUAUCCUUCAUAUACCAUCUGUCAACUUACCAUCUGUCGACUUACAAGACUUCAGAUGCGAGUGGAACCAUGGCAACCAAGGAUGGAAAGGAGGAACUCCAUGGCAUCCGCAAGAAACUUUUCACGAUCACAGGCCGUGCCGUUAACAUGACAAAAUUCUCCCCAUUGAGGAAGUCAUCAACCACCUCUAAUGCGCCACCCCCUCCCCAGGACUCGGACCCAGUAGAUACCUCAAAAGAUGAUGAGCGGGGUGGAUGGGGGGGCAAGUUUGACUUUAUGCUGUCGUCUGUUGGAUAUGCCGUGGGUUUGGGUAACGUGUGGAGGUUUCCUUACCUGUGUUAUAUCAACGGUGGAGGUGCUUUCCUGGUACCGUAUGUCUUCAUGUUAUUCGCUGCCGGACUACCGAUGUUCGUGACGGAGUUGGGUUUUGGCCAGUUCGCUAGUAGAGGCUGUAUCUCCGUCUGGACCAUCUCGCCCUUAUUCAAAGGGUUAGGGUACUCCAUGUGUAUCUUAUCUGCCAUGGUGGCUAUCUACUACAACGUGGUCAUCACAUAUACGGUCUUCUAUUUCUUCUCCUCCUUCACGAGCGUUCUGCCAUGGAGUGAUUGCAACCGAACAUGGAACACACCCAACUGCACAGUCAGUAAAGCUAAUGGAACAAAUAUGACUGAAUAUCUCAACACAUCAACUCGGCCAUCACUCGAGUAUUGGGACUACCAGUGUCUUGGACGGAGUGACGGUCUGGAGCAUAUGGGUCCCGUACGCUGGCAGUUGGCUCUUUGUCUUCUCUUAGCCUGGACUGUUGUCUUCUUGUGUAUCAUUAAAGGUGUCAAGUCGUCUGGCAAGGUCGUGUAUUUCACAGCUACUUUCCCUUACGUGGUUCUCUUCAUUUUACUGAUCCGUGGAGCAACUCUGCCAGGAUCUCUGAAAGGAGUGACUUUCUACAUCAAGCCAGAGUUUAACAAAAUCCUGAAUGCCAAGGUCUGGAAGGAUGCUGCUGUUCAAAUCUUCUAUUCCCUUGGCCCAGCAUGGGGAGGUCUUCACACACUUGCCAGCUACAAUAAAUUUGACAACAACUUCAAACGUGAUGGCAUCAUCAUUGCGCUCAUCAACUGUGGCACCAGCGUCUUUGCAGGUUUUGUGAUAUUUUCAGUGAUCGGAUUCAUGUCACAUGAUUCCGGUCUGCCAAUUGAAGUUGUUGCUGAUACUGGUCCUGGUCUUGCCUUUGUUGCUUACCCAGAGGCCUUAGCCAGAAUGCCAGGCGCUCCGUUCUGGUCCAUUCUAUUCUUCUUCAUGUUAUUCACCCUGGGUCUGGACAGUGAGUUUGUUACAAUGGAGACACUCAUCACAGCCUUCUGUGAUGAGCUGAAGUAUUACUUCAAAGACAUCUACAGAUGGAAGAUAGCAAUCACUUUCUCCUUCUGCUUUGUCUUCUUUCUGCUGGGACUUCCUAUGACAACUGGAGGUGGCAUAUACCUGUUGACGUUAAUGGAUGAAUACUGUGCUGGAUUCUCUCUUCUGAUCAUUGCUUUUACUGAAUGCCUCGUCAUCAGCUAUGUCUAUGGUUUUAACAGGUUCGUACGUGACAUGACUGUCAUGGUUCCAUCAGGAAUGGGAUUAUACUGGAAGAUCUGUCUCAUGUUUCUUACUCCGGUCAUCAUUUUUCUGAUUUUCAUCUCGUUCUGUGUGACAUAUACAACUCUGGAGUAUGCUGAUUAUGUCUACUCACCUGGCGGUGAGGCUCUGGGUUGGUUGAUGGUCAUUGCUGGUGUCAUCUCAAUUCCUGGAUAUGCCGUCUUUUAUCUCCUCAGAAGCUCCAAAGGAUUCACUGUUCAGGGUAUGCUGCUUGCCAUACGGCCAAGUUCUGAAUGGGGACCAGCUUCCAACAAGCAUCGUAUGCGAGCUGGAUACCAGCCAACUGGUUCCAAUCAGCCAAUGGAGACAACAGCUGAGUAUCCAAAUGGAAUCCUACCAGGUCAGCAAGCCGUAGCCACAGCCCCUCCACCAUCUUAUUUGACGAUCCAUCCUCAGUUAACAGAAGGAAUCCAAAUGGGGCUUAUCUACCAUGAAACGUCCAUUUAAUGAACUCCUAUAUAGCAUCUCCUUCCUUUUUAAUUUUUUUUUAAAUUUUUUUAUACAUAUACCCAUAAUAAUUAUGCUGUAUGUUUUUUUUACCACCGUUAAGUUAGUGUGUCUGUGCUCUGCUGGAAUUUAACUUUAAAAGAUUUGGCCCUAGCUAAAAAAUAAAUUGUGUUUUUCUUUAAGAAUAUUUUUCUUUAGCUCUGCAGUUUAUUUGUUUUCCAAAAAUGUUCUUUUUUCCCAUAUGCCUAUUAGUAGGAGCAGGCGCUUCUUAUUCGGAGUUAAACACUUUUUAUUUAAUUCUUUAUUUAUUUAUUUGGUUUUUUUUUCAUUAUCGGGCAAACAAUAAAACAGACAUUAACAUGUAUAUAAAAAGACAGGCCCGGGAUUACCCAGAAACGAACCCAAUCACUAUAUAGAGGGCUCUCUACACAACAAGCAAAAGACAACUAUUAUACAAUACAUCACAGUCAUCUGUUUCUUAUUUUUUUAUAUGUUGCGUUGUCUCAUUGGAAAGCAAAUUACACGAUCCACUGCGAAAAGGUCAUCCCUGGAUUUAAUAUUGAGAUUUUGUAUUUCUUUUGUUUUUUAAUAUUGAGAUUUUUUAUUUCUUUUUUUAAAUUAUCUAUUUAUGGUCGCCCCAGAGGUACGCGCGUUUCUAUCUCCAUUCUGUACCUCUAGGGGCGAUCUUAUCGUAUUUAUAGUCGCCUCUAGCGGUACGCGCGUUUCUAUCGCCAUUCUGUAUCUCUAGGGGCGAUCUUAUUGUAAUUAUGGACGCCUCUAGCGGUACGCGCGUUUCUUGGUCGCUCCAGAGGUACGCGCGUUUCUAUCGCCAUUCUGUAUCUCUAGGGGCGAUCUUAUCGUAUUUAUAGUCGCCUCUAGCGGUACGCGCGUUUCUAUCGCCAUUCUGUAUCUCUAGGGGCGAUCUUAUUGUAAUUAUGGUCGCCUCUAGCGGUACGCGCGUUUCUAUCUCCCUUCUGUACCUCUAGGGGCGAUCUUAUUGUAAUUAUGGUCGCCUCUAGCAGUACGCGCGUUUCUAUCUCCCUUCUGUACCUCUAGGGGCGAUCUUAUUGUAAUUAUGGUCGCCUCUAGCAGUACGCGCGUUUCUAUCUCCAUUCUGUACCUCUGGGGACGAUCUUAAUUGUAAUAAUGGUCGCCCCUAGAGGUACGCGCGUUUCUAUCGUCAUUCUGUACCUCUAGGGGCGAUCUUAUUGUAUGCGCGUUUCUAUCUCCAUUCUGUACUUCUGGGGGCGAUCUUUUUGAAAUUAUGGUCGCAUCUAGCGGUACGCGCGUUUCUAUCUCCAUUCUAUACCUCUGGGGCGAUCUUAUCGUAUCGCCCCCAGAGGUACGCGCGUUUCUAUCGGAAUUUUGUACCUCUGGGGGCGAUCUUAUUAUAAUUAUGGUAGCCCCUAGAGGUACGCGCGUUUCUAUCGCCAUUCUAUUCCUCUGGGGGCGAUCUUAUCGUAUCGCCUCUAGAGGUACGCGCGUUUUUAUCGUCAUCCUGUACCUCUGGGGCGAUCUUAUCGUAUACAUUAAGUGGAAAAUAAAGUGAAUUGAAAUGAAUUGAAUUUUUACCUUUCAAUGAACUCAUGCAGCCUCUUCUUCCUUUUUCUGCAAGGGUCGGGUCACAUUUUGGUCACAUUUUUGUAUACACGGUAUUAUGUAUUGUUUUUCUAUUCAUAUAUAGUCAGUGCGUCUAUGCUCUGCUAGAAAUUCUAUUUCUAUUUAAUUUGACCCGAGCAAAUCAAAUCUGGAAAAACCCUAUUUUUUUACGCAGCUCUGCAGUCUGUUUGGUUUUCCAAAUUUAAAUGUUCUUAUUUCACAGGAAUAUACAGGAGUAGGACACUCCUAAUUUAAAGUUGAAACUUUUAUCUGCUUCUUAGAAAUGUGUGAUUUUAUUGCAUUGUCUUAUUGAAAAUCCCGUAAAUUAUCCAAUGCUAAAAAGUCAUCACUUAAUUUAAUUUUUAGAUUUCAGAGUUAUAUCUAAAUGCUACCUUUUCUCCUCAAGACACUGGUUUUCUUUUUGUUAAAGGUGUAAUCUACGGUAAACAUGUAUCCCAAAUAUUCACAUAUUAAACCAUUAUAAUGUUGGAAUUGAUAGUACAUGUAUACAUUUGUAUAGGGCCUAAUGUAUCAUGAGUUUUGGUUUUGGUGGGGAUUGGUAUACAUAUCUUAAAAUGUUUUAUAAUAGAACAAACAUUGGCAUGAUAUGCAUUGUCACUCAGAUUGCUAUGAAAAGUAUUGUACAAUUUACUGAUAUUUCUACUCUAAGGGUUCAUUUUUCUGAUAAAAGAUAGAAAACGGAUUUGAAUGAAUCAAUUUACUUAAGAAGCUCCUAGUUCAGCCAAUAUUAAAUAUGCGAAAUAGCUCACGACCAAAAAUUCCAACGUGUUUGCCAUGAAAAUAUCAGGUUGAAAACAAUCGACAGAAGCACCAUGCACUUGUUGUUGAGGUUAAAAACGUUGACAGUUGAAAAUGUAAGUAAAACUGGUUUGCAUUAAA